AUGUCUGGGUGUUGGCAGAGAGUUGUUGCUGUGCCGAGGUGUUGGCAGAGAGCUGGCGUUGUGUCUGAGUGUUGGCAGAGAGUUGUUGCUGUGCUGAGGUGUUGGCAGAGAGCUGGCGUUGAAGAUGAGUGUUGGCAGAGAGUUGGCGUUGAAGAGGAGUGUUGGCAGAGAGUUGUUGCUGUGGAAGAGAGUUGGCAGAGAGUUGUUGCUGUGGAAGAGAGUUGGCAGAGAGCUGGCGUUGUGGGGGAGUGUUGGCAGAGAGUUGUUGCUGUGCCAAGGUGUUGGCAGAGAGUUGUUGCUGUGCCGAAGUGUUGGCAGAUAGCUGGUGCUGAAGAGGGGUGUUGGCAGAGAACUGGCGUUGUGUCUGGGUGUUGGCAGAGAACUGGCGUUGUGUCUGGGUGUUGGCAGAGAGCUGGCGUUGUGUCUGGGUGUUGGCACAGAGUUGUUGCUGUGCCUAGGUGUUGGCAGAGAGCUGGCGUUGAAGAUGAGUGUUGGCAGAGAGUUGGCGUUGAAGAUGAGUGUUGGCAGAGAGUUGGCGUUGAAGAAGAGUGUUGGCAGAGAGUUGUUGCUGUGGAAGAGAGUUGGCAGAGAGUUGUUGCUGUGGAAGAGAGUUGGCAGAGAGCUGGCGUUGUGGGGGAGUGUUGGCAGAGAGUUGUUGCUGUGCCAAGGUGUUGGCAGAGAGUUGUUGCUGUGCCGAAGUGUUGGCAGAUAGCUGGCGCUGAAGAGGGGUGUUGGCAGAGAACUGGCGUUGAAGAUGAGUGUUGGCAGAGAACUGGCGUUGUGUCUGGGUGUUGGCACAGAGUUGUUGCUGUGCCGAGGUGUUGGCAGAGAGCUGGCGUUGAAGAUGAGUGUUGGCAGAGAGCUGGCGUUGUGUCUGGGUGUUGGCAGAGAGUUGUUGCUGUGGAAGAGAGUUGGCAGAGAGCUGGCGUUGUGGGGGAGUGUUGGCAGAGAGCUGGCGUUGAAGAUGAGUGUUGGCAGAGAGCUGGCGUUGAAGAUGAGUGUUGGCAGAGAGUUGGCGUUGAAGAGGAGUGUUGGCAGAGAGUUGUUGCUGUGGAAGAGAGUUGGCAGAGAGUUGUUGCUGUGGAAGAGAGUUGGCAG
Trichomonas vaginalis G3 is the source of this 1098-nucleotide messenger RNA. RefSeq lists its product as uncharacterized. The transcript has a single exon. NCBI's taxonomy places the organism in Eukaryota, Parabasalia, Trichomonadida, Trichomonadidae. The record is from RefSeq and is a predicted model, not a curated record. The annotation marks the transcript as partial.